AAGAGAGCGAGGGGCUCUAUCUUUUCCUGGUCUACAACACAUCAUCAGCCUUGGAUCGAUGUCCUCAAAGUACGCGAGCGCAUGUCCUGCCGCAGUCCGAGAUAGCUAUUUUCUAUUUCAAGCACCUGCAAAUUGAACUCGCAUUAAACAAAGGCUGACUCGUGUUGUUACAUAUAGGUACUCUGUAAGUUUCUUUAAACUUUGAACUUUUUGUUCGUGAGGCUAUUGACGAGACCAUGGCCACACCGACAACGCUGAUGCCCUCGCCUUCCCUGACGCAUCCACCGCAAAUGUCAAAUUCCACCGGCAGUAACUCUUCAACUGCGGCGUCGUCUUCUCCUCCUCCCCCCUCUCUCCCUGCUCCUCCAACAGUUGUGACUUCGGGACAGAGCCUGUUUCGCUCGGAGCUAUUACCCACCGGCAGUCCAGGGAUCCCGAUUGGCAGCCCACCGACUAAACCGGUGUAUUCGACACCGUCUCCAGUUGAGAACACACCGCAGAACAACGAGUGCCGUAUGGUGGAGGUGAUGGGCGCACGGCUCGCCUCUUUCACGGUCAGCGGGAAGGAGCUCAUCUGUCUGCCACAAGCAUUUGACCUCUUCCUGAAACACUUGGUCGGGGGACUUCACACCGUCUACACCAAACUCAAGAGGCUGGACAUAACACCGGUGGUCUGCAAUGUAGAGCAGGUCCGAAUUCUUCGUGGUCUUGGAGCCAUCCAGCCUGGAGUCAACCGCUGCAAACUUAUCUCGAGAAAGGACUUGGAGGUUCUCUACAAUGACUGCACUAACGCAAGCUCCAGACCGGGCCGGCCCCCCAAGCGCACCCAGAGCGCCAGCGGCCCUGACAGCCCCCACGUCCUGCCCGGCUCCCUGUCCGGACUCAUGUCCUCAGGAAUCAUACCUCAUGCAGGCCUUACGGCGGCCUCCCUCGCAGAGGCCCUGAAGGUGAAGAAGAUUAAACUGGAGGCGAUGGGUGGUUUCCACGGCAGCAGUAACCAUGGAGCAGAGUCAGAGAACGGUGACAUCAGCUCAGGCAUAGGUCUGGAGCUGCCUUUCAUGAUGAUGUCACACCCCCUCAUCCCAGUCAGCCUGCCCCCCGCGUCGGUCACCAUGGCAAUGAGCCAGAUGAACCACCUCAGCACCAUCGCCAACAUGGCUGCUGCAGCUCAGGUCCAGUGCGCACCCUCCAGGAUGACCACAUCCGUCAUCAAGGAGCGUCUGCCGGACAGCCCGUCCCCGUCCCCCUCCCUGGAAGAUGGCCGCCGCUCAGGCAGUCAGGUGUCGUCUCACCAGAGCAGCAGUGUGUCCAGCUCUCCAGCCCUCACCGAGAGCUCGUCGGACAGAACACGUACGACAUACAGACAAAUAAACUGGGAUGUCCACCAGAAUGGCUUAUCUUUGGGUCACGCCCUCUUGGGACUGUCCCCGAGUGGUCCCCCAGGACCCAAGGAAGGAGACCUGGCCACCCACGACAACAGACAGCAGACAGAGGUCAAGAGGUCACCCACAGAGAAAGACGAGAGUCACCUGUGUCCCCCGACACUGAGGGAGAGCUACGAGAGACUCCCACCGUCCAGCCAAGCACUUCAGCUGGGCUUCCCCUCCCCUCUGCUUUUCCCAGAGGGACUCUCAUCUAUCGAGACCCUGCUGACCAACAUACAGGGUCUGCUGAAGGUGGCCAUCGAUAACGCGCGCGCUCAGGAGAAGCAGGUGCAGCUGGAGAAGACCGAGCUCAAGAUGGAGCUCUUCCGGGAGAGGGAGCUGAGGGAGAGCCUCGAGAGACAGCUGUGUGUGGAGCAGAAGAACCGAGCCCUGAUCCAGAAGCGCCUGAAGAAGGAGAAGAAGAGCAAGCGGCGGCUGCAGGAGGCUCUGGAGUUUGAGUCCAAGAGGAGGGACCAGGUGGAGCAGACGCUGCAGCAGACCUCCGGCCAGGCCAGCCCCGCCACACCCAACGAUCCUUCCCCUCAGGAAAUAGAGAGUGACCACAGUGAUGGCAGAACUGAUACAGACAGAGCAAUACAAGCUGGAAGACUGUUUUUAAAGGGUGCUGUGAUGUACUGAGGAGGAGCGGGGUGAUGGCAGAGCAGUGAGAGUGGGUGGAAAGAGCCGCGGUCAGCAGCCCAGAUAAUCACAAAACAGACUGACCCCGCGGGGUCCUGGGCUGAGUGGACACCACAACAACUACAGGGAAUUCAGGUUGCAGCAUAUGGCAGUCUCGACACACCUUUACUAUCCUCUCUAAAGAUGCAAUCACAUCCAACCAAUGUGAUGUGAGGGUUUGAACGGCUCAUUGAGUUUUCUUUUUGAAUACAACCACUGAAAUGUCUUUCUUUUAAAAGGUGAGCAUACAGGGUUUUUUUUUUUAUUUGAAAGAAAACAAUGUUGAGUGUAUUCAAGCCAGUCUUAAAUGAUUGAUCGAUGAGAAUAAGUCACAAAGUUGGGAAGCACUUAAUGUAUGAUGAUAGAUAACCGUGCAGGAGACAUAGCCUCCAGAUGUCCACAGCGUCAUAAUAACCUGGGUAUCCCUUUCCGAUGCUGCCAAUUUUCCUCUGCUGGUGAAUGACUCCUGAAGGUCUGACACCAGAAUAGUAUAAAAGACUUUUCCAGUGUGGACCUAGGGACUGACCCCUGCUUCAUGGCCAGCUCCUCCACUGAAGAACACGUGAGACUGGAUUCCACCAAUGCUCCUCAUUCAGGUGUGUCCUCACCUGUUGGGUUAUGCCCUCUGGACACUAUGCCUUUGAUUCCCUGAAGGAAAAAUGUAACUAUCCUUUGCAUUUAUUUAGCUAUUUAUCAAGAAAGUAUCAAUUAUCUAUUUGACUCUUAACUGUAUUUUUUUGGCGUGUGUGUUUAAUCGUCUGUUCCUUUGAGAGAUUUUGAAGGUCGUUAUGGCUAUUAUUUGUCAUUGUAAAUAUGCGUCCAUGGGAAAUAUGGUGGAUGAAUAUGGUUCCUGACUGUACAUAGAGUAGACCCAACAUGCACUGUAAGCUGUAGAUCUGGUAGUAAAACGAUGAAAACACUUUA
This is a messenger RNA of Alosa sapidissima (American shad), 3026 nucleotides long. RefSeq names its product dachshund c (gene dachc). The coding region runs from base 237 to 2063 and encodes 608 amino acids. The transcript has 11 exons. The record is from RefSeq and is a predicted model, not a curated record. Lineage: Eukaryota; Metazoa; Chordata; Actinopteri; Clupeiformes; Clupeidae.